AUGCUGAGCGAAGACCCAACCAAUAAAUUCAAACGCAUUGGCGUUGUCGGAGUAGGAAGUAUGGGGUCCAUGAUGACCUUUGCUUUCUCCGAAAUGGGCCUUGAUGUGUCCGUGUGGGAUGUGGAGAAAGCAAAUGUCGACAAAGUGACAAAUUGGGCCAAGAGCGCCAACGACGUGAAGGGAAAGAUUGAAGGAUUCUACGAUAUCAAGAAAUUCACCAAGAGUCUUGAAGGUGGUGAACGCAAGUUAUUCAUGUUCUCCAUCACACACGGUGACCCUGCCGAUCAAGUUCUGAAACUGAUCAAGCCUGAUCUUAAGUCUGGGGAUAUCAAGGAAUGUGCGGCGAUCGGUGUAUAUUGGAUCGGUGUUGGUGUCUCUGGCGGGUACCAAUCUGCACGUCGUGGACCUAGCCUUUCACCAAGUGGAGAUGCUAAAGCCUUGCAAAUGGUUAUGCCCUUGCUACAGAAAUACGCAGCCAAGGACCCCAAGACCGGGAAGCCCUGUGUGGCUCGUAUUGGACCAGGUGGAUCAGGUCAUUUCGUGAAGAUGGUUCACAAUGGAAUUGAAGGCGGUAUGCUGUCAGUACUUGCAGAGGCAUGGUCAUACAUGCACUAUGGUCUAGGUAUGGGCUAUGAUGAGAUUGGCGAUACCUUUGCCAAAUGGAAUUCCGCUGGUGAACUGCGCGGCAACUUUCUCAUCAAGAUUGGUUCUGAGAUCCUGAAAACUAAGAGAACACCCCAAGGAGAUGGCCACGGUGAGGGAAUUGGAAAUGGUGGAUAUGUUCUCGACGAUGUUCUGGAUAAGGUGGUCCAGGAUGAUGACGAUACUGAGGGAACGCCACUCUGGUCUCUCAUGGAGUCUGCUGCGCGCCAUGUAUCUUCUCCCACUCUAGCAGCCGCACACUACAUGCGUAUUGCGAGUGGAAAUCGGAAAGAGAGGGUGACAGCUGCUCAGAAGCUUAAGAUGCCCACUCCUCAGCCUCUCAAAGACGUCCAGAACAAGAAUGCCAUGGUUGAGAAAUUACGAAAAGCAGUUUACAGCUCUUUCCUUUCCUCAUUCUGCCAGGGUCUGGAACUGAUUUCCCGAGCAUCUGAGGAUGAAGGCUGGAAUAUUGAUAUGGGCAAUUGUAUCCAGAUUUGGCGAGCAGGCUGUAUUAUUCAGUCCGACUAUAUUGCCGAUUUGUUGCAGCCGCCACUGUCUGCGAAGACAACCAUGUCUAAUAUGAAGUUCAUCGAUGCUGUUUCAAAGGAGCUGCGUAACAGCUUCGACGCAUUGAAGGAUAUUGUGAUUGAGGGUACUAAGACUGAUCAGUACAUGCCGGCUCUUUCUGCUACACUUGAUUAUCUGAAGUAUGAGGGUGGUCUUGUGUUGCCGACCAAGUUUAUGGAAGCACAGAUGGAUUACUUCGGUGCUCAUUGUUAUAACAAGCCUGGAGUUGCUGGUGAAGAUCCUGGUCCUGUUAUGAAGGGUCCUCAUCAUUAUGAGUGGAAGGUGGCUUAG
Molecule: messenger RNA, 1500 nt
Organism: Penicillium malachiteum
Lineage: Eukaryota; Fungi; Ascomycota; Eurotiomycetes; Eurotiales; Aspergillaceae
Product: 6-phosphogluconate dehydrogenase, decarboxylating
Exons: 2
Coding region: 1-1500 (499 amino acids)
Biological process (GO): pentose-phosphate shunt, oxidative branch; pentose-phosphate shunt
Cellular component (GO): cytosol
Molecular function (GO): phosphogluconate dehydrogenase (decarboxylating) activity; NADP binding
Source: RefSeq, a predicted model, not a curated record